AUGGAUCUUUGUGUGCUAAAUGAGACGUACCCGGAGUGCGUCGAGGCGCAGGCAGACGCGCUGCAGAACGGAGCCCUGAACGUGAGCUUGGAGACAACAAACAUCACCUACGGAAACGUGUCCACGCUCCUCACACCUCAGCGCGCGAAGCAGAAAGAUGGGGACCACACACUGCGGAUCCUGCUCUACUCACUCAUCUUCAUCUUGAGUGUAAUAGGCAACCUGCUCAUCAUCGUGGUGCUGACGGUCAAUAAGCGCAUGCGCACCGUGACCAACACCUUCCUGCUGUCGCUCGCCGUCAGCGAUCUGAUGAUGGCCAUCUUCUGCAUGCCCUUCACCCUCAUCCCCAGCAUCCUCAAGGACUUCAUCUUUGGAGCUGCCAUGUGCAAGAUAGUGUCCUACCUCAUGGGUAUAUCAGUCAGCAUAUCCACAUUCAGCCUGGUUGCCAUAGCAAUCGAACGCUACAGCGCCAUCUGUAACCCUCUGAAGUCUCGCGUGUGGCAGACUCGGUCCCACGCCUAUCGGGUGAUUGCCACUACAUGGGUGCUGGCCUUAAUCAUCAUGAUUCCCUAUCCAGUCAUCAGUCACUUGGAGUCUUUUCAGCGUCCCGACAACACCACCGCUCACCAGUGCCGUCACAAGUGGCCCGUCACAACGGCAGAGCAGACCUGGUACAUUCUGCUACUGCUUGUGCUGUUUGCAAUCCCAGGGUUGGUGAUGAUUGUGGCCUAUGGACUGAUCUCCAGGGAACUUUUUAGAGGCAUCCACUUUGAGAUGGGCCACAAAAAAGACUCUACUGAUGUGAAGAAUGGACUGACCGCCACUGUGUCUGGUGCCAGUGACGAUGGAGAUGGUUGCUAUGUUAAUGUUGCCCAGCGGCCACACUCGAUAGAGAUGUCCACCAUGGCUGCAUCCAGCAGAGCAGUCAAGGCAGAAAGGCCACGCAGCAACACGUCUGAGGCCAAGCUGGAGGCCAAGAAGCGAGUAAUCCGCAUGCUGGUGGUCAUUGUUGUCCUGUUCUUUCUCUGCUGGAUGCCACUGUACUGUGCUAACACCUGGCGGGCUUUUGAUGACAUCUCUGCCAAGCAUGCUCUUUCAGGGGCGCCCAUCGCUUUUAUCCAUUUAUUGUGCUACACAUCUGCCUGUGUCAACCCGAUUAUUUACUGCUUCAUGAACACGCGUUUCCGCAAAGCUCUGCUCGCGACGUUCUCGUGCUGUGCCGCGCCUUGCCAACGCCGUCGUCGUCACGGUCUACGGGACAACGAGGAGGACGUUAUGGCAACAGGAGCGUCGAUAUCCAAGUUCAGCUACACUACAGUCAGCACCAUGGGAACCUGCUGAGGCAGAUGGAUGUAGGCACAAUCCAGAAGCAACAGUUUCUACGGCAACACAGUAGCCCACAUCCUUUGUCUUUUGGCCAAAUCUGUGCAUGUAGGAACAAUGAUGUGGAGCGGAAAAAUUGGCCAUAUAGUGUGGCAGCAUAGAAGCUUCACCCAUGACUGUGAGUAAACUUAUGCAGGGAUUAUUUAAAGGUUCAGUGUGUACAAUAAUAAAAAAAUAAGAAUCUUACCUGUUUGUUAUCUUGAUAUGAGCCUUUUAUGUACAAACACAGUGAGUCCUGAACUGCUGAUUGAUGAUUCUACAACCAAAAGUAACCAAACAUCGCCUCUAGAUGGCGCAUUUCACGGACAUUCUACUAUGCGCAAACGACCUACAGCACCACUAGAUGGCACUAAAUCAUACACACUGGACCUUUAAUAAAAACCCAGUCUUACAGUGUAAAUACCUCCAUAGCUAUACUGAAAAAGUAUUAUAUACAGUUAUCACAGUGGACCAAGGCGAAUUGUCUGCUUAGAUGGCGAGGCAUGUGUUUGUUUGUGUGAGUAGUGCCGAGGACGUGAGUCUCUGUGAGCUAAAUGACACGUGAGGAAAGCAGCAAUUUAGUUUAGUCAUUAUGUAGCUAUAAAAAAAAAAAAAACCCUGCUAUGUAAUUUUUUAAUUGUGUUUUAUAUUUUUUUUGCUGUCAGUUGUUGAUGUUUAUCUGUGUAAGUGAUGGUGAUGCAGUUGCCUUGUGGACUAAGUGCCUGGUUCUAAAUACUAUGUUAUAUUUGUGUACUGUUGAUUUGCCUCAUUCAUCACAGGCACCAUAAUCACAGGCAAAUUGUAACCUGAGGGGGGUUUUGUAAGUGGAGUUUAAAGAAUCUUCUAAACGAACUGAAAAUCCUCCUCAGAAAUCUCCUCCGGGUGUGAACUGAUCAGUGAGUGUGGUGUCAGUUCUGCAUCGCUCCACCGUUCGCAGACAACACUCGAGUGUUAUGAACUUCUUAUGAUCUUAGAUGGGUAGCAUCGAUGCCUUGUGUUGUCGUUGUAAAAUGUGACGCUAGCAACUUUUGUCUAAGUUUGUGGCGCUGGAUUUUUCUGUGUAUGCUUGUACGCUCGUGUCCUUGCAGGUGAACACAGUAGGAAAUGUAAUAAGGGUGACUUGACACUUAAAUGUGUUUGUUUCUCAUUUAAAGGCCUCAAAUUUGAGGGGAGUACAAAACCUUGAUAAGUACUGAACACUUUGAACAUAUGGAUAUUAUUUAACAGUCCAUGCAUUAUUAUAUCCUCCUUCUUCUGAAGGUCUGUAUAUUGCUAUCGAGGUAAGGACAAAAAUUCUAAUAAACUUUGAUGAAGUCACUGGUAAACGAGUAAACACAGUGAGUUUGUAUAUUCUGAUGUUAUAUAUCAGAUGAGAGGAUUUAAAACAUGUUACGUUCACUGAACACUUUUGACAUGUGUAGGUUUAUUUUACUCACCACCAUAUUUUGUAAUACUAAUAAAGGUCUAAGGUCUAUGAUGAAAGUUCAUGUUGCAGUAGAAGUAGGUUGUAGCUGAGAUUUGUGCAGUUCAGAGUCAGAUUUACCACUUUAAAGCUGGAGGCCUUAAGAGUAAAAGCAUGAAGUAAGAAAAGAGCAGGACAUGAGCAAGUUCAGUGUCUGUUUUAGUGCAGAGUCUAA
Molecule: messenger RNA, 2999 nt
Organism: Larimichthys crocea (large yellow croaker)
Lineage: Eukaryota; Metazoa; Chordata; Actinopteri; Sciaenidae
Gene: cckbrb
Product: cholecystokinin B receptor b
Exons: 5
Coding region: 1-1341 (446 amino acids)
Biological process (GO): neuropeptide signaling pathway
Cellular component (GO): plasma membrane
Molecular function (GO): neuropeptide receptor activity; gastrin receptor activity
Source: RefSeq, a predicted model, not a curated record